Molecule: messenger RNA, 2123 nt
Organism: Clupea harengus (Atlantic herring)
Lineage: Eukaryota; Metazoa; Chordata; Actinopteri; Clupeiformes; Clupeidae
Gene: rab32a
Product: RAB32a, member RAS oncogene family
Biological process (GO): phagosome-lysosome fusion; endosome to lysosome transport
Cellular component (GO): phagocytic vesicle; Golgi apparatus; late endosome
Molecular function (GO): GTP binding; GTPase activity
Source: RefSeq, a predicted model, not a curated record
GCCUACAGCUGCUGAGAGGACGGGAGGGGGGGAGUGAACGAAAGAAAGAAAAUGUAUCCGACACGAGACAUUUCCGGUCCUGUGACUUAUCAGGUGGUUGUUGGGUAGGAGGAGAGGAUUGGGGCACAGUGCUUUCUGUUCCAAUACCUCCAACCCGACGGGCCACUGCCAUCGCUAAAGCUAUAUCUCUCACUAAAAACAGAAAAGAGGAAGUAGCGGAACUUUUGAAAGUUUGAAAGUUUGUGAAACCUUUUACCCCUCAACUGUCACCCGGAAUUGCUGUGUGCCAUGGCCGGAGGUUCAGUAACGGAAUGCAAGGAGUAUUUGUUUAAAGUGUUGGUGAUAGGCGAACUGGGGGUGGGGAAAACCAGCAUCAUCAAGCGGUACGUCCACCAACUUUUCUCCCAACACUACCGGGCAACCAUUGGCGUGGACUUCGCACUAAAAGUAAUAAACUGGGACAGUAAAACGCUGGUGAGACUGCAGCUAUGGGACAUAGCAGGACAGGAACGCUUUGGCAACAUGACGCGGGUCUACUACAAGGAGGCGGUGGGGGCGUUUGUGGUGUUCGAUGUGACGCGCGGCUCCACCUUCGAGGCGGUGGCCAAGUGGAAGCACGACCUGGACAGCAAGGUGAAGCUGGCCAACGGCAGCCCCAUCCCCUCAGUGCUGCUGGCCAACAAGUGCGACCAGAAGAAGGACUCGUCCAACAACGCCAGCCUCAUGGACAACUUCUGCAAGGAGACUGGUUUCCUGGGCUGGUUUGAGACCUCGGCCAAGGAGAACAUCAACGUGGACGAAGCGGCCCGGUCCUUGGUGGAACACAUCCUGCAGAACGACAAGGGCCUCCCGUACGAGGAGAGCAAUGGCGACCGUGUUCGUCUUGAACAGGACCCUGCCACUGCAGAGAGCAAGUCAGGCUGCUGCUAGCGACGCUGCGAAAUUACGUGAAAUAACACAGCACAACGGGUGCCGCUAUCGCCCUCUCUGACCCCCUGACCUUUGCCCUUUGGACUCCCGAGCAUGCUCCGAACGGACGGGAUCUACCCUGCCAUCCUGACCAGAGAGGGUGGCCUGUGUUGGAGGCGUCUGACUCCUGUUAUCACACUACCCACAAUCCUUCACUCCAGCAUGAAGUCUCGUUCUCAUCACGUUUGUUCUCUAUGUGUGACCUUUUUUAGUCUAUCUUCCUUGUUGAAUUUGUCCUCUCCCUUUCCCUCUCUCUCUGGGAUACAACCACUUUUAACUGUGUACAUGUUUGUUUAUCUCUGUCUGUGUGUGUGUGUGUGUGUCUGUGCGCCCUUUUGAGUGAGAGCGAAAGACUCACAGGGAGAGAGAGUCUCACAGUGUAUGUGUGUUUGUCUAUAUUUCCAACCCCGUUAUCAACCUUUAAACAAAACACACGCACACGCACACACACACACACACACACACUCACUGAAACAUCUUCCAGCCUAACCACAGAUAGUACUGUGGGGCCAGCUUCACUGUCACUGUGCCAAUAGUUUGAUGCUGAAGGGGAGGUUGUUCCUCUACCACCCUACAUGCUGGGCUCUUGUAUUUCUAAGCCACACAGUAGAGAAAUGUAGAGGCUGAGGCCUCUUCUCACUGCACAUCUCUCGUACAUGCACCAAGGCAGGACUAGACUGGACUAAACUGUACUAAGUCAUAGGAAAACCAUUCAAAACCAUAGAGAAGUACCAGAGAGGUUCUCACAGGAUAUAAGUGUAUUGUGUGUGUAUACCUCUCUGUGUUUGUGUCUUAAGAGUUUGUAAAGCCUGUAGUUUGCCAAACAUGCACGUUUUUUUUAAACUUUUCUUUAUUCUUUUUAAAAAAAAGAGAAUGCGACUCCAAACUGGUCUGUCUGUAUUUAACUACAUGUGAACAAUAAUGUGCAGACACCCAAGGUACUUGUAGUGGUAAUUAGUCUUAAUCUUAAUGGUAUUUAAUGUUUUAACACUGCAUGUUGUGAGGGAACUGCCCCUUGCCUCUGCCCUUAUGUUCAGCAAUGAAUCAAGUGUCUUUUUUUUUUACAAAAUGGAGGACUGCCAGUUAUGGUCCAGUUUACAUGAGAAAAGACCUCUCAAGUAUCAAAAGAAUAAAGCUUUUAUUGAACAACUUUA